Molecule: messenger RNA, 972 nt
Organism: Lindgomyces ingoldianus
Lineage: Eukaryota; Fungi; Ascomycota; Dothideomycetes; Pleosporales; Lindgomycetaceae
Product: Arabinanase/levansucrase/invertase
Exons: 4
Coding region: 1-972 (323 amino acids)
Biological process (GO): carbohydrate metabolic process
Molecular function (GO): hydrolase activity, hydrolyzing O-glycosyl compounds
Source: RefSeq, a predicted model, not a curated record
AUGCACUUCGCCAGACCGCUCAUUGCCUUCUUUUUAGCAUUGGUAACAUUUUCCAGCGCAGCUACAUAUUCAAAUCCCCUUAAAACGAAAGAUGGGUCCGAUCCACAUAUCGCAUGGUCGGGAGGGUAUUAUUAUUUGAUGACGACAACGUGGUCGAAUCUUCAAAUUACCCGAGCGAAAACGCUGAACGGGCUGAAGACUGGAGAAACGAAGGUUGUCUGGACGGACAGCACAUCGUCAAGAUGCUGCAACGUUUGGGCGCCAGAACUUCACUACUUUGAUGGCGCUUGGUAUAUCUAUUACACCGCAGGGAAUAGUGCGAAUCUGGACGGUCAACGUCCCCAUGUUCUGAAGGGCGGUGCCACUCCUUGGGACAGCUUCAGCUACCUCGCCCAACUAACGAACACCUGGGGCAUUGAUGGUAGCAUCCUACGUUUCAGUUCAUGGGGCAACUACUUCGUCUACUCUUGCUUCUCCGGCUCUCUCCAGUCUCUCUGCAUCGCUCCCCUUAUAUCUCCGGGGCAAAUUGGCACAUCGAAAGUCCUAUCCACGCCGACGCAGUCCUGGGAAAAGGUCGGGAAUCCAGUCAUGGAGGGCCCUGCUGCCAUGUAUCAUGGAGGAAAAACGUUUCUCGCUUACUCUGCGAGCUAUUGCUGGACAAGUUCCUACUCUCUUGGUCUUCUUACUUGGAAUGGGUCUGGUGAUCCGGCAUCAUCCAGUAGUUGGAGUAAAACAGGCCCGUUCUUGACUAGUGCAAAUGGGAAUUACGGACCCGGGCAUAAUGGGUUCUUCCAAAGUCCGGAUGGGAGCCAGAUCUGGAAUGUCUACCAUGCCACAUCCAACAGCGGUGGUGCUUGCGAUGGUACGCGAUAUACUAUGGGACAAAUCGUGAAUUGGAAUUCGGAUGGAUCGCCGAACUUUGGUUCUCCGGCGAAGUUGGGAACUAGUUUAACGGGCCCUGCGGGGGAGUAG